GAAACGAAAGUCAAAAGCGACUUGCCAACUUCUCGAGCGGGCCAAGCCGCGUUUAUUUAUUUAUUUCAUACCUACUAAUUUUGUUGCGUCUUUGACCUAAAAAAAUAUCAAUCGGCACCACGUAACGCUUUCGUGUCCGUUAUUUUAAUGUAAUACAAUUUUCCUAAAAUGGCAGCAGUCGCGUUAAAAGUUAAAAGUAAAAACGGCCAGCAAAUCCUGAAGGACUUGACCUCUGAUAGUACUGUUGGUGAAUUGAAGGUGUUUUUGUCUAGUAUUGCCGAAAUAAGCGCGGAUAGAAUAUGUGUCUUGUGUGGUUACCCCCCGAAGCCACUGGAUACUAGUGACGAUUCUAAAAAGCUAAAUGAAAUAGGUUUGAAAACUGGUGAAACUUUGAUAGUGGAAGAAAAGUCUGUGCAGACACCUAGUAAAGCUACGCCUUUGAAGCCAGUGCAGAAUGGGGUAACUCAUGAGCCAGUAGGGCCGAGCAGACCCGGCAUUUUAAUGAAGAAGGUGGUGCCUUCAGAUAAUUCUUGCCUUUUCACUAGUAUAGGUUUUGUAUUAAAUGGCCAAGUGGACACAACUGUACACACGCUGAUGCGACAGAUCAUUGCGAUGGAGGUGGCGAGUGACCAUGAUACUUACAGUGAGGCAAUGCUGGGGAAGCCUAAUGCGGAGUACUGUACGUGGAUACAACAGCCGAGCUCUUGGGGUGGUGCUAUUGAGGUGGCCAUUCUUUCCCGCUUCUACGGCAUAGAGAUGGCCGUCGUGGACACCCUGAACGCGAUCAUCAACCGUUUCGGGGAGGAUAAAAACUACGGCAACCGGGUGUUCCUACUGUUUGACGGGGUGCACUACGACCCGCUGUAUUUAGAGCAGAAUGAUGGUGGCAUCCAAACCAUGUUCCCGUCCGAUGACCUGGAGACCUACCGCGAGGCCGAGCAGAUAGCGCACGAGGCCAAAUCCUCCCGCCAGUUCACCGACCUCAACAAGUUCACGCUCAAAUGCAUGAUCUGCGACAAGCUGCUGACGGGACAGGCUGAGGCGCAGAAACAUGCCAAAGAGACGAAGCAUGCCAACUUUGGGGAGGUCUAGCGGACGGUAGGUCUGUGGUUCCCGACGACAAGGAAUAAGUUCGAAU
Molecule: messenger RNA, 1138 nt
Organism: Cydia amplana
Lineage: Eukaryota; Metazoa; Arthropoda; Insecta; Lepidoptera; Tortricidae
Gene: Yod1
Product: ubiquitin thioesterase Otu1
Exons: 4
Coding region: 169-1092 (307 amino acids)
Biological process (GO): endoplasmic reticulum unfolded protein response; protein deubiquitination
Cellular component (GO): cytosol; nucleus
Molecular function (GO): protein binding; cysteine-type deubiquitinase activity
Source: RefSeq, a predicted model, not a curated record